Nicotiana attenuata is the source of this 1789-nucleotide messenger RNA. Its product is annotated as serine/threonine-protein kinase CDL1-like. NCBI's taxonomy places the organism in Eukaryota, Viridiplantae, Streptophyta, Magnoliopsida, Solanales, Solanaceae. Bases 307 to 1650 code for a protein of 447 amino acids. Gene Ontology annotation, biological process: protein phosphorylation. The record is from RefSeq and is a predicted model, not a curated record. Gene Ontology annotation, molecular function: ATP binding; protein kinase activity. The transcript is spliced from 5 exons.
CUAAUGUUAUUCUAAUUAUCAAUUUUGAUAAACGUAUAAGUCGUCCACCUUAUCCAAAAUAGUUAGCUUGUGAUUUCUAAUACAAAACUCAUCUUGACUCUAGCUCGUUAAAUUUAAACGAGUGGAUCGGUCAUGAUCACUUUGCCAUCCAAAUCCAAACCACGUAUUUGAAAUAUCUGGAUGUGCGUAUAGUAAUUGGUAAACCUAGAAAAGAAAAACGAAGACGCCGGCCAAAUGCAUGCAGAGAACUUUGAGAGUUGUUUGAUAAUCUGAUCAUUAAAUAGAGGAAUCUAAAAGAAGAAUAUAAUGGGGUAUUGCCCAUGUUUUCGUAGCAAAAAAAAGGGGAUCAACUUGAAAACCAAGCUCAACAAUAGCUACGUUCCUAUUGAAGCCGCCCCUACUACGCCCAUCAAGUCUGAUCUUGAUAAUGCAGUCAAAUAUAGCACACUCUUGGAGCCCAGACAACAAGUACCAAUAUCAAAAGAUAGUUCUCCUUCGGAAAGCAACCUUCCAACUUUCUCUUACAGGGAACUUGCAGCAGCAACGAACAAUUUCAGGCGAGAAUCAAUUAUUGGGGAAGGUGGCUUUGGGCCAGUAUUCAAAGGGCAACUUGAAAGUGGUCAGGUUGUGGCUGUUAAGAAGCUAAAUCAUUCAGGUCUUCAAGGGGAUAAGGAGUUCUUUGUGGAGGUUCACAUGCUUUCACUGCUGCGUCACCCUAACCUGGUUAAUCUAAUUGGUUACUGCAUUGAAGGAAACCAGCGCAUUCUUAUCUAUGAAUUCAUGCCUCUAAGAUCUCUGGAAUAUCAUCUCCAUGAUAUGACGCCUGACAUGGAGCCAUUGGAUUGGGAUACCAGGAUGAUAAUAGCAUCUGGUGCCGCCAAAGGGCUGGAUUACCUUCACAGGCAAGCUGAUCGUCCUGUUAUCUACAGGGACCUUAAGUCAGCAAACAUAUUAUUAAGUGAGGGUUUCCACCCUAAACUCUCUGACUUUGGUCUUGCAAAGUUUGGACCAGGUGCAGACAAUACGCAUGUUUCAACUCGGGUUAUGGGCACUCAUGGAUAUUGUGCACCUGAGUAUGCGGGAACUGGAAAGCUGACUAUGAAGUCAGACAUCUAUAGUUUUGGUGUGCUCUUGUUGGAGCUAAUUACUGGAUGUAGAGCAAUGGAUGACACUCGCGAACAUGGAAAAGAAAUGCUUGUGGACUGGGCACGUCCUAUGUUGAAAGACUGCAAGAAUUAUGUGCAAUUAGCAGAUCCAAAGUUAAGAGGCAAGUUUCCACAAUCUGUUUUCCGGAGGGCAGUAGAACUGGCACUAAUGUGUGUUCAGGAUGAUCCCCAUGCUCGACCUCACACGAAAGACAUUGUGCUUGCUUUGAGCUACUUUGCAUCCCAAAAGCAUGAUUCACCUUCAGCUCAAUCGAAUCAGAUUGGAUCUCAGAGAGAUGGGAGGAUAUUCCAGGGAGAAGAACAAGGAAAUGUAAGCCCUGUUGAUUUUAAUCGUGCUGGAAUCGCUGUAAAGGAAAUGAGAGCUUCGAGCAAGGAUCAAGAACGGGAACGAGCUGUUGUUGAGGCCAAGAAGUGGGGCGAGACCUGGAGAGACAAAAGGAAACCGAAUGUGGAAGAUGAUUUUGAUUAUAGAUCAAGGUGGUAAUAACACGUUAGUUUCCUUGCAGAGAACCUCAGAGUUUUUUGUUGAUGCAUUAUGAGAUUACCAUAAAUGUUACUACUUCAUAACUAUUUUGUUUCAUGUGAAGUAACUUCAGAUCACCAUAUAUAGUGGCUCUUCGUUA